UUUUGAUCUCAUGCACAAAAUAUUGUACAAAAAGGUUUUUAUUAUUCGAAGAUAUUCCAAUUUUCAUGCAUUCAAUAUCUGGUUUACUGUGAGAGUUUUGGAAAAAAAAAAUUUGACAUUUUAGCAAGGCUGAAUGGUAACUCGAAUGUCUCGUUUUCAUGUUAUGCCGUUUAUGAAAGAAAAUAUUGCGUUUAAUUACGCUUGGCCGUUUUCCUAAAACUCUUGCCAUUGUAAGCAGAGUGAUAAAAAUUCCAAAGAAAUACAAACAUGAGUUACAGAUCCAGAGGUGCUGAACAGGGUUCUUACAGAGAUCAACAAUUUAAGGGUUCCAGAGCAGAAUUAGAGAGAUUGCUUCAAAAAAGCUGUACUUUAUAUGUUGGUAACCUUAGUUUUUAUACAACAGACUUGCAAAUAUAUGAGCUAUUUUCAAAGUGUGGUGAUGUUAAGAGGGUUAUUGUUGGUUUAGACAGAUUCAAGAAGACUCCAUGUGGAUUUUGUUUUGUUGAAUACUAUGUUCGUGAAGAUGCUGAAGAUGCAAUGAGGUAUGUAAAUGGGACUAAACUUGAUGAUCGAAUCAUUAGGACUGACUGGGAUGCAGGUUUUGUAGAGGGAAGACAGUAUGGAAGAGGAAGAACUGGUGGACAGGUCCGAGAUGAAUACAGAACAGAUUACGAUGUGGGUCGAGGAGGAUACGGAAAAAUAGUUCAACAAAAAAUUGGUACUGUUGAACCUGUUGAUAUUUAAUUCUGAUGAAGCAUAUUUUUCAUCUGCUGUGAUAUCAUGAAAAAAGUCAAGUUUCAUUCACAUUUCACCUGAAGGAGACUGUAGAAAAUAUACUUCUACUGAACUUUUGAAUGUAAAAUGUUGCCAUUUUCUAUUGCAUUUUAAACAUGUUCUUUGUAAACUACAAGAAACUUUUUCCUUAGUUUCUCCAAGGAGUUUUAGAAAUUGUAGUUUAAAAAUUUUCAAAAUUUAAGUAUCACCACAUUACUUGUUGCUAAUAAUAAUACUUAACGUGAAAGAUUUAUAAUUUAUUGUUAUAACAUCCCUCCACUCCAGAAGAUUAGGGACAUUAAAUAUAUAUGAUACUAUUCUUAUUCAUAUAUAUUUAAUGUCCCUACAUGAAACUUUGUUUAUUUAUCAUUAUUGUUCUUUGUGGUUAUUGAAAUAAUAUAAAAUUGCUUAAUGUGUCACCCUGGUACAGAUCCAAGGCCAGAAACAGCCUAAGAAUUAAAAAAAAAAAAAAAAAAAAAUCAUUCUGCACCUACUUAUGCAAAAUAUGAGAAUGUGUAAAUAUUCUAUUUUAUUACCUCGGACAUUAACAACUAAAAUUAGAUCAUUUAAUAUUUAAAGAUACAUUACUAAU
This is a messenger RNA of Stegodyphus dumicola, 1366 nucleotides long. It is a transcript of the gene Cbp20, whose product is annotated as cap binding protein 20. Gene Ontology annotation, cellular component: nuclear cap binding complex. The record is from RefSeq and is a predicted model, not a curated record. Lineage: Eukaryota; Metazoa; Arthropoda; Arachnida; Araneae; Eresidae. Gene Ontology annotation, molecular function: RNA cap binding. Gene Ontology annotation, biological process: mRNA cis splicing, via spliceosome.